Molecule: messenger RNA, 600 nt
Organism: Medicago truncatula (barrel medic)
Lineage: Eukaryota; Viridiplantae; Streptophyta; Magnoliopsida; Fabales; Fabaceae
Product: cysteine-rich receptor-like protein kinase 10
Exons: 3
Coding region: 1-600 (199 amino acids)
Biological process (GO): protein phosphorylation
Cellular component (GO): plasma membrane
Molecular function (GO): protein serine/threonine kinase activity; ATP binding
Source: RefSeq, a predicted model, not a curated record
AUGUUCUAUGAACUUCCUGUGCACCCGCUGCCGCCACCACGUACUUCACCAUCUACCAAUCACAAAGGUAUGUAUGCAUGUAAUCCUUCAAAAGGGGCUACAAAUGACUUCUCUGAUUCUAAUAAACUUGGGGAAGGUGGAUUUGGAGCUGGUAGGCUCUCUAAUGGACAAACGAUCGCUGUUAAAAGGUUGUCCAUGAAUUCUGGCCAAGGAGAUAUAGAAUUUAAGAAUGAAGUGCUUUUAAUGGCCAAACUUCAACACCGGAAUUUGGUUAGACUACUUGGUUUUACUAUUGAAGGGAGAGAAAGACUACUUGUCUAUGAAUUUAUUCCCAAUAAAAGUCUAGACUACUUCAUAUUCGAUCCACUGAAGAAAGCACAAUUAGAUUGGGAGAAGCGCUACAAAAUCAUUCAAGGCAUUGCUCGAGGCGUUCUUUAUCUUCAUGGGGAUUCAAGACUGCGUAUUAUACACCGCGAUCUCAAAGCAAGCAACAUUCUCUUAGACGAAGACGUGAAUGCUAAGAUCUCAGAUUUUGGCAUGGCAAGACUUAUUCUUGUGGAUCAAACCCAAGCAAAUACAAGUAGAGUUGUUGAAACCUAG